AUGUCUUCACAGACCGAAUUAACAUACAAUGGCGUAUCCGCCGAGGAGGAUGAUCGACCACACCACUCUCUAGCGAAAUCCCAAACCUUCGACGUCCUCAACCCUGUGCGAAAGAGGAAUAAAAAUGGGUCAUCUGAAGUGACGACUGCCAACACUCACUUUUCCGGAGACAACCAAGGCUUACAAAUCGGUCACAAUACGGGAAUCAUAAAUGUGACUUUCAAUUCACAAUCUCUGUUCGCCAGUUUCGCGGUCCGGAAUGAUAGCAAAGAUACGCCUACAAAUAGAAGCGCAACAAGGCUCCAGCUUCGGAACAGAGCUCGCUUCCAAGAUGACCGACGGUUGCCGCAAACCAUCGAGUCCUAUGCGCCAUAUCCCAAAAUAAAGAAUAAAGAGACCAAAAGACAGCUGGUUGAGAUUUUCAAGCCGUUACACUUCCUCGAUUGCGCCAUUGCCGAGUACUUCCAAGCCGCGGGUCCAUCGCUUGACCAAGAACAUGUUCACGAAUGCCUAAAGAAAAUUCGACACGACAUUGUGAAUCGACCUGGCAAUGGCUCUCAUCAACCUAUGGCUCCAGAUGUGUAUCUUGGCGAUCUUGGCUCCUUUUGCGAAGCUGUGGCUAAGUCUUGGACCAAUCCAGGGUCCUCCCAGCCUGUCUUCAACCUCACUUGCCGAAGCGACGAUGAAAUAUUUCACUACCUGCAGGAUUCCCUAGAGGUCCAUUAUUGGGAACUGUCGUUGCAGUUAUUCUCAGAAUGGCGACAGCAAGUGAAGAGCUUGACCGAGGAUCUUGUCAUUCGUGUCAUUGAGAGCGUCAAACAUGAGAUACUGAUUGGAAGAUCGCGGCUUGCGGCCUAUGCGGAAUCAGGACAAGAUGAUAUAACCCAGAUCCUGAAGGGAAUUGACAGGAGAAUCCGUAUACUUGAUAGCGUGUGGGCUAGAUCAUCAUCCUCUAAUAGCGACCACCUCUAUGAUCUCAUCGUCGAUGAGCAGCGUCAAUCCCAACCUGUCGAAUCUGACGAAGAUUCAGUGACAGAAAUUUCUGAGAUGGCAGAGUCCAAAAAAGAGACUGUCACGCUCAUGGUCCUGAUUCUUAUGUUCUUGAUUGCAGCCAUCAUUCCCUGGUCCAAGGCAUUUGCUAUCUCGUGGAAGGCUGGUGGAAAAGGCAGCACCGAGGAUGCAGAUUUCUGGUAUCUGAUUCAAAGCAGUAUCAUGUCUGUCCUGGGCAACCUCAUCAUGGUUGUUCCUCUCAUGAAGAAAUCGUGGUUAUCACCAGCAUACAGCAUGAUGUGGUUGUUCUUCAGCUUAGGACUGGUACUUGCCGCUGUUUCUAUAGCCAUUUACCCCUUUUGCAACACUGGAUGGAGCUCUAUGGCUGCUUUCUUUGGAUCUAUUGCCUCAGUUUCUUCUGUGCUGGUAAUGACACAGGCAACUGCAAGAGAAGCUGAUAGGUUCAAGGUCAAGGUAAACUGA
Molecule: messenger RNA, 1473 nt
Organism: Fusarium odoratissimum NRRL 54006
Lineage: Eukaryota; Fungi; Ascomycota; Sordariomycetes; Hypocreales; Nectriaceae
Exons: 3
Coding region: 1-1473 (490 amino acids)
Source: RefSeq, a predicted model, not a curated record